This is a messenger RNA of Thalassophryne amazonica, 1697 nucleotides long. RefSeq names its product SAYSVFN motif domain containing 1 (gene saysd1). NCBI's taxonomy places the organism in Eukaryota, Metazoa, Chordata, Actinopteri, Batrachoidiformes, Batrachoididae. Bases 37 to 510 code for a protein of 157 amino acids. The record is from RefSeq and is a predicted model, not a curated record. The transcript has 2 exons.
GCCGAGAAUUAGCUGUUUAGUGACGGUUUUCCUGUAAUGGAGAAGAAACUGGCAGAAUUCAGAGCUCGAAAACGGGCUGAGAACGAUGUUAGGAAGAAGGAGGAGCGACCCGCAGCAAAGUGCACAGCUCAGACACCGGCUGAGGUCCAGCUGCCACAGCACACAGAUAACAGCUCAGAGAGCAGGGGCCGCAGUGACUGGCUGCUGGACAGCGCUGUGGGGAGGUGGCUCACUUCAAGGCCGUGUCUCUUCACAAACCUUAUUUUGCUUAAAGUGCUGUUGUGGCUCGUUCUCCUCGGUCUGUUUGCUGAACUGGAGUUUGGCCUGCCCUUUUUUGUCAUCUCCCUCUUCUACUGGCUCUAUGAAGGACUCCGAAGCCCAGCUGCCCGUAGGUCUGGAGAACUGAGCGCGUAUUCUGUCUUCAACCCAGGCUGUGAAGCGCUGCCGGGCACUCUGACCGCAGAGCAGCUAGAAGGAGAAAUGGGCUACAGACCGCUGGCCAGUAGAUAAAACUGACUGCAUGUUGAGCAGAUUUCCUUUUGUCUGUCUCUCUCACUCUCCAAAAAUAAAAAUUGUAGCCUGUGUAACUUAUUAAAAUGAGAUUUAUCGAAUAACAUCUUUAUUUCAGUUUCUGUUUAAUGGGUAAAAAUCUUAUUUAACUAAAGUAACAGCAUAAAUAUUUUUUCAUCCGGCAUAUUGAGAAACAUUUAUAAUUCCACUAAUAUUUACUACCUUCUACAAUGUAUCAGAUGAGGUUUUUUGGUAUCAGUUUUAAUACUGACCUGAUUUUCUUUGCUGGCUGAUAUAGAAAUGAUUGGAAGACCAAAAUAAAAAAAAUGACAAGAAUGAAUCAGUAAACACAUUUUAUUUAUUAAAAGGGGCAAAAUAGGCAUAUGUAUGCACACACACACUCAUCUUCAACCGCUUAUCCAAGAUCAGGUCGCGGGGGCUGCAGCUGAUCCUAGAAGUCACAGGGUGACAGGCAGGGUACACCCUUGACAGGAUGCCUGUCUGUUGCAGGGCCAUAAAUAAAUAAAUAUACAUACACACGUGUGUGUUGAAAAAAUUAGUCAUUUUGAAGGUGAAUUCAAUGUGUAAAGUAUGACAUUUUUAUUUACACAUAGCCUGUUGCUCAGCAACAACACAAAUUUCAUUGUAUUACAUGAUGACCGUUGCUUAUCAUGUGAAGCAUUCUGUCAUAUUCAUCAGACAUGUUUCAUUGUGUCUAUUAAUCAAAGAAACAUUCUAUCAAAAAAAAACUUUUUAGUUAUCUAAACUAGUGAACAACAUCAUGGGACAUAAAACCAUUUUAUAAAUGUUUUAAAAGAAAAACAGUAGUUCAGACAUCUGGCUUAUGAUAACGUCGUUUUGAAAAAAAUAUAGACUUCUAAAGUCCAUGUAAACUAUUAUACUCAUACAAGUAGUUGGAUGGUGAUGUGAUUUUUGUAACUUUGCCUUUGUAUUCUGCCACAGUGAAAUUGACAUGAUGUGCUUGUCCUGUAAACUGAAUUGUUUGGAAUUUAUAGUCAUUUUUUUCUCCUUUUGUAAUAGUUUGGGAGACAUGGGGAAAAAGUGCAUUUUUCUGGAUGUCUUUUAUUUCAAUCAACUGUAAACAAAAUUGUGGAAUUCGGAUGUGUUGAGGUUAUAAUUUUGGAACUAGGGUUAUCUUCUUGAAGAUAAAAUGCAAUUUUACUGGA